This is a messenger RNA of Liolophura sinensis, 2730 nucleotides long. Its product is annotated as ceramide kinase-like. Bases 15 to 1562 code for a protein of 515 amino acids. The transcript has 12 exons. The record is from RefSeq and is a predicted model, not a curated record. NCBI's taxonomy places the organism in Eukaryota, Metazoa, Mollusca, Polyplacophora, Chitonida, Chitonidae. Gene Ontology annotation, molecular function: ceramide kinase activity. Gene Ontology annotation, biological process: ceramide metabolic process; phosphorylation.
AGUAUACAGCCAUCAUGUACUCUAACCCCACAGUGGUGGUAGAAAAACAACUGAAAAUCGAGCAUGGAAAAGACUCCAAGGAUUGUCGAGUUGUGCUAACCAAAGAAUGGUUAACCUGGGCAUUGGAGGAGAAUUCUGGAGCGGUGGAUAAAGGUCCUAAAGACAUACCACCGCUUAGCGCGUACAGCGAUAUAGUUCGAGUAAGAGUUUCAUGGGUGUUAAAGACUGAUGUAAGCCAAGUUUCUGAGGAGUCUGACGAUCAAGGGCAGUCCAAACUUGAUGUUCAUUAUGCAGUCAGAAUAUCAAAACCCGAACAUCGCAGCGACCUUUCUCUUACAAAGAUCACUUUUCUUGGGACAAAAGAGGCAUGUGAAGACAUUAGCCAAGCAGUUAAAGAAGAAAUUUCUCAAAGAGUCCCAAGGCGUCCCAAAAGUUUGUUGGUAAUUAUUAACCCUGCGAGCGGUAAAGGGAGCGCAGAACAAGUCUAUAGGAAACAUGGUGCCCCUAUUUUUGAACUUUGUGGAAUCAAGACGGAUGUUCAAGUUACCAAGAGAGCAAAACACUCUGACGAAAUUCUCGACAAGUAUGAUUUGACAACCAUUGAUGGGGUUGUGGCUGUUGGUGGGGAUGGAACUCUCACGGAGGUAGUAAAUGCAUUGUUGAAGAGAACAAUGAAGGAUGCCGGGAUAGAUGAGAACGACCCAGACGUUGUUCCCAAGACUCCCUCAGUUACAUGCGGCAUGUUUCCUGGUGGUUCGGCUAACGGAAAUCCAUUGUAUGUAGGUUACAGCAAGCAGCCCUCUUCAAUUGCAAUAAUGAUCGCCAUAGGUCAUUCCGAGAUGUUGGAUGUGAUGACGAUUCACUGUGGAAAACAGUUUCUCGCCUACGGUCUUCUUAUGCUUGGCUAUGGUCAGAUGGCGCGUGUCAUGGGGAUUAUGGAAGACAACAGGUGGGCGGGGCCAGCUCGGUACUUAGCCUUACCGUUCUGUCUUUUGCUAAAGCGGAAGCUGGUGAAUCUUGAAGUGGAAUAUUUGCCGGCUGACACUACCAGCAGUGAAUCAAGUUCAACAACUCCUAACCAAGGUACAGCUUCGCCUGUCGAGGGAGCAACAUGUAAUUCAGAUUUAUCAUGGAAAAAAGUCUCGGGAAUGUACCUUGGAGUUGACGCUGUGUCGAUCCACCCUUCCGCUCCAAACUAUGAUAAACCUUUCUUCGCCCACCAGGCUAUCAAUGAUGGUAAAUUGCGACUGUGGCUGUCAAAAGAAUGUGGAAGAAUGGAACAGGUGUCUUUCUUCAAUAAGCUAAAGAAAUAUGACCAUACAGCGUUUGAUGUGAACUUUUUGGAAUGCUACGAGGUAAAGGCCUUCAAGAUACGUGCUGUAAACCCGAAGCCAGAUGACAAGGCUAGCAGAUUGCUGAUUUGGGAUGGAGACAUGCUGCAAAGCCCAGAACCACAUGCUGAAAUUCGAAAUCACCACCACAUUGUGCACUUUUUUACACGAGAUGAUGGAGAGGAACUGCGACAGGCUUACUUGGCAAAGGUUCAAGCUGAGAAGUCAUGAUGCCCUGAUCUCAGCACAUUGAUGCCUCGUGCAUGAUAUGGAUGAACAUGGUCCGUCCACAACCAAGCGAUGCAAGCCUUUGUACUAGGAUGACCUCUUGAUUUCUUCUGUGAUUUUACUUCUUUUUCUACUUUCUGACAAAUCGUCAAGUGGUUGUCUUAGGUCAAAGAAAAAAACAAUGUUAAGGAUGUAAUUCACUGGAGUUGCUGACAGUGAUAUAUAGGGCAUAUACCAGAAGAAACAUGGCUAAGAGCACUGGCAAAGAGAUGCAAUAAAUUUAAUAAAUAAAGUGUUACUACUAAGUCAUGACAUUCCAAUUGCUGCAACAUUAUUGACAUAAACAUGUACAAGUGCUUCUUUUAUGUUUUGUUGCACUUAUGCACUUAUGUUGCACUUAUGAUGAUAUACUUUGAUAAUGGUCAGUGUGCUUCAAAUCAAAAGAUCAAUGCAAAUUCUAUGCAUAAUCAAUUUAUUGUAUUUUUUUUGGUCAGUUUUUGAGCAAAAGAUCUUAACAUUUUUAUAACGAUGCAUCCAUCCCAUAAAUUUUACCAGAAGAUUAACAGUUUUAAUUACAGAACAGCCAUAUAUUAGUUGGUUACGUAGAUGUCUUACGGAAAAACUCUGGUGUUUUUAUCAAAUUGCAAUGUACAAUCCUCAAAUUUCACUCUUCAUUUUCAUUUGUCCUUGUUCUUUUUUGUUGGGGUUGGUAUUUUUCGUGUUCUUGGUCGUGGGGUGCAUUAUUGAAAUGUACAUGCAUUUCAGGUUGUGAUUCACGUUGCUUUUUAUUCUUGCUUGUCUUCAGUUCGUUCGAUUCGGUACAAAAAUUCGAAUAAAUUAAGUACUGUCAUUAAAAUAGAUAUAUGUUGCUCACUUCAGAAGAAUGGUUAUAUUUUGUAUUAUACCUUGAUCCAAUUCAACGUAAAUAUUGUAAUUCUCAGAAUCUCAAAUCAGCUUGUUUUUCUAAAUAAAUUUCAUGACUUGUAUUGGUUUUUAUUUUUUUAUAUAGGUUUGUCUAUAAUGGCACUAAUACUUAAUAUAUACAUGUUAGUACGGUAAAACUUCUGUUGUCUUUAGUGUUAUCGUGAUAUGUUAGUUGGGGUUUGAAGUGAAAAAAUAUAUAAAUAUCUACAGUUUAUAUAUUUUAUUUGGAGCUUUCAUACGUUUAUUA